Planococcus citri (citrus mealybug) is the source of this 2128-nucleotide messenger RNA. RefSeq names its product major facilitator superfamily transporter 16 (gene MFS16). Lineage: Eukaryota; Metazoa; Arthropoda; Insecta; Hemiptera; Pseudococcidae. The transcript is spliced from 13 exons. Bases 261 to 1796 code for a protein of 511 amino acids. Gene Ontology annotation, cellular component: membrane. Gene Ontology annotation, molecular function: transmembrane transporter activity. Gene Ontology annotation, biological process: transmembrane transport. The record is from RefSeq and is a predicted model, not a curated record.
UGAGCUUUGGCUUACUCUUUGUUUUGUAACAGUUUUGAAUUAACGUGCGGAAGAUAGUGAUUAGAAUUAUCUCUUGAAAUUUUUUAUUAACGUAGUUAUAUAAAAACAUCAUCUUUGUGAUAAAUUGAUUUAGUUCACGGUUAUCUGUCGCGUGCUUCGUUCCAGUAUUACCUACGUAGUUUAAAAAUGAGUACUUUUCGAUCAGUUCGACGUUAACAUUUUUGUAUAAUAUUUUACCUUAUUUUACUACAAAAGCUGAAAUGCCACACGCGAAACCUGAUAUCCCUUUGGGGAUACGCUGUAUUCAAAAACUAGUUCCCAAUGUUGUGAUUACCAGUAGUAAAAAUGUUGGAUCUCGAGCAUUAAUAUUAUUUUUGACCUAUAUCAUAUACACAAGUUACCAUGCGUCGCGGAAACCUUUGAGCGUCGUCAAAAGCCAACUUCACAGAAACUGUUCGGGUUUAAACCCGCCUGGGCCUAUGCCGAAUGACACAAACUGGUGCGACUGGGCGCCAUUCAAUGGCGAAGAUUCGAAUUCACUGUUUGGGCUGUUGGAUUCGGCGUUCUUGUUUUCAUACGCUUUCGCCAUGUUUUUCAGCGGUUUUGUGGCGGAAAGAAGUAAUUUAAGGUAUUUUCUAAGCGGCGGUGUAUUGCUAUCCGGAAUAGCUUGCUAUUUAUUAGGAGUUAGCAGAGAAUACGAUAUUCAUAACAUUUGGUAUUUUGUAAUUGUUCAAAUUUUCGGCGGAAUAUUCCAAACCACUGGAUGGCCCGGUGUGGUGGCUGUGAUGGGUAAUUGGUUCGGCGAAGGCAAAACUGGAUUCAUUUUUGGUGUCUGGAAUUCGCAUACAUCUGUUGGUAACAUUUUGGGUACCCUGAUUGCCGGCCAUUAUGUCGAAUCAAAUUGGGGAUAUUCGUUUAUAACUUUGGCGUACGUGAUGAUUGGAUUAUCUGUGAUUGUAUUUUUGUUCCUGUUACCAGAACCUUCUCAACCGCGUACAAAUGGAAGAUUUACUUCUUACGAAUUUCAGGCAGUCAAUACAGAAACCGACGACCAUUCCGGCACCACUGGAUCAGAAGAUACCGAUGAUAAAGCCAGGGUCGAACAAAGGCCUAUUCUGACGCAUAAUGUUAAUGUUGGACAAGCAAAGCCUAUUGGAUUCUUUGACGCCGUAUGUGUUCCUGGUGUAAUCGAGUUUUCCUUAUGUUUAUUUUUCGCCAAACUAGUGAGCUAUACUUUCUUAUACUGGUUGCCAUUCUACAUUAACAAUACGACCAAGUGGAAUGUCGAAAUGAGUGCCACAUUAUCAACGUUAUUCGAUGUCGGAGGUAUAUUCGGAGGUAUAUUUGCUGGUUUGGUCAGCGAUGCGACUGGACUACAGGCUUGCACUUGUGCCAUCAUGAUAAUAUGCUCAAUUCCAUCGCUUUACAUGUAUUCUUUAUUUGGAGAUCAAUCGGAAGCUCUUAGCAUUAUAUUAUUGCUUGUAACCGGAGCGUUAGUGAAUGGGCCUUAUGCAUUGAUUACGACGGCUGUGUCUGCGAGAUUAGGAGUUGACCCGUCUCUGGCCGAGAAUUCUAAAGCCAUAUCGACAGUCACAGCCAUCAUUGAUGGAAUGGGCUCAAUCGGAGCGGCUGUUGGACCUCUAUUGACUGGUUUUGUAUCGACGUAUGGAAGUUGGGAUGAGGUAUUUAUUAUGUUAAUGGUUGCCGAUUUCUUCGCCUUAUUGACUCUGAGUCGUUUGCUGAAAAACGAAGUAAAUAAAUUUUCGAGAUCACGCGUACACGGAUGGAGCAGUUAAUUCAUUGGUGAAUGAUGAUGUUAUUUUUAUCCCUUGAACUGGAAACGAUUGAGUUUACCGUUAGGUGAACGAAUGUCAUUAUAAUGUUGCUCAUUUUUAACACGAGCCCGUGUUUCAUUUGUAAUUUUGUUUUUUUUUGAUACUUGUGCCUUUUUAUGAUUGCAUUUCGUCUCUAGAUGCUGGAAUACCAAUAAGAGAUAAUGAGAAAAUUAAGGACUGAAUGUUAUUUAUUAUUACAACGAUGUUAAUUUUUAUUAUUCUUUUCAUCUAUCGUCUUUCGUUGUUUUGUUAUGUUGUACUUUUUAAUAAAAUAUUUUUCUUCCUUUUUGUGA